This is a messenger RNA of Nerophis lumbriciformis (worm pipefish), 405 nucleotides long. Lineage: Eukaryota; Metazoa; Chordata; Actinopteri; Syngnathiformes; Syngnathidae. The record is from RefSeq and is a predicted model, not a curated record.
AUGGCAAUCAUCACCAUCGAGCCUUCCGAUCCUCGGCCGAUCUACCAGCAGAUCAUCGACGAGAUUCGCCGUGCGCUGGUGGUCGGCAGCUUGCGGGCCGAUGAACCUCUGCCUUCGGUGCGCCGGCUGGCGGCCGACUUGCGGGUCAAUCCGAACACCGUCCAGCAGGCCUAUCGUGAGCUCGAGCGCGAUGGCGUGGUCUACGUGCGGCGGGGGAUGGGGACUUUCGUCGCCGGCUUGAGCUCGAUCGCGGAAGAGCGCCGCACGCUGGCCCGGUCGCUGGCCGGGCGCACCCUGCGUGAGGCGUAUCGCCAUGGUUUGGACAUCGACGAUCUGAUCACCGCUCUGCGCCAGGCGGCACGAUCCCAGGAAGGCGGCCCAGAUUCGUCGGAGGAAUCAUCGUGA